Molecule: messenger RNA, 1537 nt
Organism: Punica granatum (pomegranate)
Lineage: Eukaryota; Viridiplantae; Streptophyta; Magnoliopsida; Myrtales; Lythraceae
Source: RefSeq, a predicted model, not a curated record
AACUCCCAUAUAUAAGCAUCGGAAUUCAGAUCCCACAAUUCAUCCGCCAUUGAAGCAUCGGCUCGCAGAGUUUCAAGAUCCCUUUUUGGGGUUGAUGAGAAAUUAGGAAUCUUGAAACAGUUCCGCGCGCAGAGGUCUCGGAGAAAGGUCGGAGCUUUGUGGUUGCGGGUGGCGAGCUGAGCUGAGCUGAGAGAUGGGCUGCUCGUUCUCGGGACUGAACGCGCUGUACGACGCCGUCAAUGGCGGAGGGGACGUGUGGAUCAACGAGAACAGGUUCAGGAUCCUGAGGCAGCUCGGCGAAGGUGGGUUCGCUUACGUCUACCUGGUCAAGGAAGUGGUCGCCGACACCUCCUCCGUCUCCGGCGGUGGAGGGCUCGCCAAGAAAGUCAAGGACCAAUCCCACCUCUCAGGUCACCCAGAUGAUGGCACUUAUGCAGUCAAGAAAGUACUCAUUCAGAAUGCUGAGCAGUUGGAAUUGGUGAGGGAGGAGAUCCGCGUCUCAUCCCUUUUUAAUCACCCCAAUCUGCUGCCACUCCUCGAUCAUGCUAUCAUUGCUAUUAAGGGUGGUCAAGAAGGAAAUUGGAAUCAUGAAGCAUACUUAUUGUUUCCAGUUCAUCUCGAUGGCACCUUAUUUGAUAAUGCAAAAGUCAUGAAAGCAAAAAAGGAGUUUUAUUCAACCUCUGAUGUCCUCCAAAUAUUUCACCAGCUAUGUGCAGGGUUGAAGCAUAUGCAUAGUUUGGAGCCGCCUUAUGCUCACAAUGAUGUUAAGCCUGGGAACGUACUCAUAACACAGAGGAAAGGGCAAUCUCCCCUGGCAAUAUUAAUGGACUUUGGGAGCGCCCGCCGUGCAAGGAGGGAAAUUCGCUCUCGCUCGGAAGCUCUUCAGUUGCAGGAGUGGGCAGCGGAGCAUUGUUCAGCACCUUUCCGAGCUCCUGAACUGUGGGAUUGCCCCAGCCAUGCUGACAUUGAUGAGAGAACCGACAUAUGGUCAUUGGGCUGCACUUUAUAUGCAAUAAUGUAUGGGUUUUCUCCUUUUGAGUAUGCACUAGGAGAGUCAGGUGGGAGCCUGCAACUGGCCAUCAUGAAUGCCCAGAUCAAAUGGCCAGCAGGGCCCAAUCCUCCAUACCCAGAAGCACUGCAUCAGUUUGUGACAUGGAUGCUCCAGCCUCAGCCUGCAAUUCGUCCCUGUAUAGAGGAUGUUAUCAUUCACGUCGACAAGCUCAUCUCAAAGUUCUCCAAAUGACUUGUAUAUGUGAACUCAUCAGAAGAAACAAAUGCUUGAAUUUUUUUCUUAAUGCUUCUCCUUUCCUCUUUGAGACGAGAGGUUGCGAUAGCAAUAGAGCUUCCAUAUCAAAUAUUUCGGGAAGUUGCUCUUCUUUUUUUGUCAAUGUCGCUCUACCCGUAGAUCUUAGAUAUGGGUUUACUGCCGAUGUACCUUUGUCUUGGCGUUGCGGUUGAUCUUAGAUAUGAAUAUUUAUACCGAAUGUAUUCAUUGACUAUUUAUUAUGUCCAUUAAUGGAUUCCCUGUGGUUAAAUA